Necator americanus (New World hookworm) is the source of this 234-nucleotide messenger RNA. RefSeq lists its product as uncharacterized. Bases 1 to 234 code for a protein of 77 amino acids. The record is from RefSeq and is a predicted model, not a curated record. The transcript has a single exon. NCBI's taxonomy places the organism in Eukaryota, Metazoa, Nematoda, Chromadorea, Rhabditida, Ancylostomatidae.
AUGGGUACAUUGCUGCGUGUGAUGAACAAGGUUUUGGGGCGGAUCAUCCUGGAUCGACUAAUCCGACAUCGCGAAGAAAUCACCCGUGACGAGCAAGCAGCAUUUCGCUCUGGUCGAUCGACGAUUGAUCAGGUGUUUAUUGUGAGGAGAGUGAUUGACCCUAUAGAUAGUGGAAACUGGAGUAAGACAAGAGGCCGUCGCGAGACCUCCCUUGUUCGACAUUCCCGUCGAUGA